CACGUUCUCUCCUUCUCUGUAUGUACAACUCCCGUUCUCUUUACAUACUGUUCCUUGCUGAACUCAAGGUUUGUUUUCUUCACCUCCCUCCCUCCCUCGCCCCGUAUUUCCCCCAGUCAGACCAGUCAGUUCAGUAGUCACCUAGAUGGAGAUGUGGAGGUGGAAGUAAGAAGUGGAGAGGAGAAAGUAUGAGAAGAGGGAGAGUCAUCAACGUGGUCAAGUUUCUUGUUGAAGAUAUCCACAGGAAAGGGACAUUACUCAGAUCAUUAGACGGGAGGCCAGACACUCCAUAUUCAUCCCAGUUCCCGAUGACUUUGUAGCUCAAGACUGCUAGUCCACUUAUUCGCACAUUGUCUUCCU
Molecule: messenger RNA, 360 nt
Organism: Geodia barretti
Lineage: Eukaryota; Metazoa; Porifera; Demospongiae; Tetractinellida; Geodiidae
Source: the annotation of a GenBank genome assembly